AUGCCGCCGACACCGUACUGGGGGCAGCUUCCGGGCCCCAGGGUUGUCGAAGACCGCCGCUCAUCUGUCGAGGGUGAUGGUGGUGUUGGUGGUGGAGGUGGUGGCCUGGCUCUGCCCAGCCACAACUCGAAGGCGAACCGAGCGUCAACCCAGACCACGGACACCCAGACUACUGCAACGACUUUCCACCCCAGUGCGACGACACCGACUGACGCUAACUUUGCUGCUGGCGGACUGGCCCCCAGACCGCCCUCUUACCAGCGACCGCCCGUCCAGGCUUCCCAGUUUGACGAUAUGGACGGCUUGCCGAUUCAACAGGUCCCCGCAGGAACUACGCGUGCGCUUCAAGAGGGCUUUGAAAAGCAACAGCGAUAUCUGCAUCGUGAACCUCCAUACUCUACCGACGGAGCCCGGCCGACAAGAAAGCUCCUCUACUCCGAACCAGACAUGGACUAUGGCGAACCCCACAGUGCCCUAGGCUAUGACCCUACUGCCGGUUAUGGAUCGGUGGACGAUGCCCCCAGACGGCCCUCCGAGAACUCUUCUGGACGCCGUAAAAAGUCUGCAACGAACAAGUCGCCACUCCAGAAGCUAGAGCUGACGCUCAACAGAAUGACCAAGGAGGAGAAACGAGCUCGUAUCGAGGCCGCCGAACGACGGGCCCGCGAGAGAGCUUCCCGACCUCCCGGCGGUGCUACUGGUCAACCAUGGGAUGCGACAUACAGCCCUCCCCACCGCAGCCGCCCUUCUGCCAGCUACGCCGUGCGCGAGCCCGAGCAUGUUUCCAAGCCGGCAGAUGCACCGUUACUCCGAGACGACUCCGUGAGUCCGGAGGUGCCUGGAUACCCACCAGCGCCCGUGAGCCGGCACAAGCAUUCCCAGAGCCAGAGCUACCGGCCCAUCUCGCCUCUCGUGCAGGAGUCGGCGGAGCCUCUGCGUAUCCCGUCAAUGUCCGAGUACAAUAGUGCCGAGUAUAACCCGAACCCUCCGACUCGCAACCUGAGCUUUCGGGAGCGUGCCGCUCGUGACGAGACGACGUUUCCGCACGAAGACGACCGAGCACCCCGGCAGCAGCAAGAGAGGAAUGCCAACUUUCCCCUCACACAAUCUGACAGCAACAAACUGGGGAAGAACCCGCCGGGGGAUGCCUGGAACCACGCGCCGGAGGACGCGGGAUACAGAGCGCAGCCUAAACCGUCGAGACGGGAUUCCACGACCGCAGCAGCAGCCGUUAAGCGUGGCGAAUCGCUGUCCGCGCGGACGCGAGACAAGGAACUCCCUCCCGAGCCGAGAGAGGCGAGAGAGGUUUCCAACGGCGGAGGCAGAGAAGCUCCACGCAUCCAGAGACGAGCAACGGAACCUGCUCACAGGGCCCAGCCCAACAGAAAUGCGCAGUAUUACCCCGAAGGUAGUGAGGCUACCCAGCGCAGGCAGGUGCCAACAGAGCGUAAGGAACGUAAGCCAGCCAUCCAGCUCGAUGCCCCGACGCGCCCCGAUAAACUCGAGGUGCAUGGCGAAGGCUACGGAUCCAAGGGCUCCCUCAGCCGCGCGCGCAGCACAGGUCACCACCAGGGCGGUCUGUACAGGCCACCUCGAUGGCUGGAUGAUUGGAAGCGAGCCCAGGUCGGCCUUCUAGGCGGUUUCCUGUUGGACGUGGGAAGAGAGGGGGGGCCGUUGUUGCUGACAUCUUUCCUAGUCCCGAGCCGGUUCAAGCCGCCGCUGUACCUCGACUGCGGCCCCCUCGUGAGAUAUUCGGGCUUGCGUCGCGAAAGAGACAUGUCUAGAUCAAGAAUCGGACCAGCCGCUGACAAGGAGAUCUGGAGGGGAAGCAUCAUGAUUGUCACCAAGGACUCGGAUUCGUCCUACGAAGUGAACCCGACGCUUCGCCUCUUUGUCCAGGAUAUGGAGACACUCCCCGCCCCGCCCCACGAUAUUCGCGGCGAGCUGCCUCCCGAGUAUGUCGACCCCAUCGCGGGACACCCAAAGUUGGGUCGUAGAGGCGAGACGCUGUUCUUGCGUCCCGUCGAGCACCUUGCCGAGGGAAGGGACCUGUCCCAGGACGAGACCGAGAACGGUCUCUUCGAGUCGACAAAGAGUACCUUUGACGGAGCCUCCGCCGAUGGCUCGACUGACUUCCCCGGAAGCUUCGCGUGCCGCAUCAAGCGCGCAGACGUGGACGGCGAAAAGCUCCACCGCUACAAGGAUGUGCUGGGAUUCCGACUGCAUGCCGAGCAGGGCAGCACCUUUUGGAGGUUCAACAUUGAGGUGGAGCUGCGAGACAAGCAGCAGCGCAUCGCCUACCGCAUCAACCGCGGACCGGCCAACGCCUUUUGGGUGCCCGCCAAGGGCGAGGACAUGCAUGUCAUGUUCCACAGCUGCAACGGCUUCAGCAUGGGCGUUCAGCCAGAUGACCUGAGCGGACCGGACCCGAUGUGGCGCGAUGUUCUGAACACCCACCAGAUAUCGCCCUUCCACGUCAUGGUUGGCGGCGGAGACCAGAUCUAUAACGACGAUGUGGCCGACGAGUGCGACCUGUUCAUCGACUGGCUGGAGAUUAGGGACGCGGAGGUGAAGCGCAGCGCCCCCUUCACACCGGACCUGCAGGCCCAGGUAGAGUCCUUCUACUUCCGGCGCUACUGCACGUGGUUCUCCAGGGGCAUGUUUGGCCUGGCCAACUCGCAGAUACCCAUGGUCAACAUCUGGUCGGACCGCGAGACGUUCAACGGAUUCGGCUCGUAUCCCCACCAAGACAUGAGAUCUCCGGUGCUGUCGGGCGUGGGCGCCGUGUCCUUCAAGUACUACAUGCUCUUCCAGCACCAGAGCAUCAUCCCCGAGACGGAGGAAUCGGAGCCCAGCUGGAUCCUCGGCAGCGAGCCCGGGCCCUAUGUAAAUGAACUGGCGCACAACGUCUUCGUCUCGUUGGGUCCCAAGGUCGCCUUGCUGGCUGCCGACUGCCGCACGGAGCGGACGGAGGAUGACGUCAUCUUCGACAAGACCUGGGAGAGAGUCAUGGACCGACUGUAUGCCGAGUUGAAGCGUGGACAUGUCGAGCAUCUGCUCGUCGUGUUGCCGGUCCCGAUUGCCUACCCCAGGGUGGCCUGGUUGGAGAAUGUGCUCAAAUCAAGGGCAAUCAACCCGAUCAAGGCUCUCGGUAAAAGAGGCCUCCUGGGCAAGACCCUGAACAACCUUGAUGGAGGUUUUGAGAUGAUGGAUGACCUGAGAGAUCACUGGACGGCCAAGAACCACAUGGACGAGAGGAAGAUUGUCAUCGAGGACCUGCAGGACCUGGCCAUCGACAAGUCGCUCCGCAUCACGAUUCUCAGUGGCGACGUUAACAUGGCAGCUGUGGGCCAAUUCUGUUCCGACCCUAAGCUUGGGCUAGCUAAGCACAAGGACCCGCGCUACAUGCCCAACGUCAUCUCGUCGGGGAUCGCCAACAUGCCUCCGCCCGGAAUCCUGGCCGACGCCCUCAACAAGCGCCACAAGACGUACGAGUUCGACAGGAAGACGGAAGAGAGCAUGAUCCUCAUGUUCAGGCACGGCGUAGACGGCCGACCCAGGAAGAACCAGCGUCUGCUACCGCACCGCAACUGGUGCUCCAUCCGCCAGUGGGCUCCAGGUAACACGCCGCCGCCCACGCCGCCACUGUCGGAGAGGAGCGCGAGCCCGCUACCGUCGGGCAAUGCCUCCGGCAGCGGCCUCCUACGACGUCUGUCCCUGGGCAGCUCAUCGAGGCCCAACAUGUCCCGGGAUUCGGUGCGUGCCUCCUCUCGCCCGCCCAUCUCUAACAGUGGCCACGGCGGGGGAAUCUUCCGCAGCCUGUCGCGCAGCCUGUCACGCCGGCGCAAGUCGACCAGCGAGAACGAGAGGCCGGCUACGCUGACCCGCACCGUAUCCUCGGGUGGCCCCGACCUGGAAAAGCGCGGCCGAGGCUUCAGUUUCGGGCGCCGCAACAGCCAGAGCCAGGCGGACAACUACGUUGACGCCGCGGCCAACUGGCGUCGGAGAGAUGACCAAGAGCCGGCAAACGGCGACGACUACCACCUCGAGAGACGUCACACCCGCGCCGGCUCGCAGCAUGUCACCCUCCGCGGAGGCGCAGCCUACGACGAAUUUUCCGUGGGCGACGAAGCCCGAUUCACCGCCCGCCCACCGCAGCGGUCCUACACCGUGGGCUCCAAGCCCACGAGCUACGACCCGUACGGAUCCGUGGCGCAAGGCCCCACCCCUGCGCCCAGGCCUUUCCACCGCACGCCCACGGGCCUGUCGGCGAAGCAGAUGCGCAACGCGGAUGACUACGAGGUCAAUCUCGAGGGUGGCCUGGAUAUCUGCCUCAACGUGGAGGUCAACCCCAGAGACCCCACGGGUAUCACAGUGCCCUACAGGCUGCUGGUGCCAAAGUUGGACUUUGACUAUUCCCCCGAGGCGGAUCGGAUUUCGGAGCCGAAAGCUGAGCAGCCGCAGCCGCAGCAGGAGCAGCCGCAGCAGGAGCAGGAGCGGCCGCAGCAGGAGCAGCCGCAGCAGGAGAAGAGGCCUACCGGUAUCAAGAGGUUUCUCAGUCUGAGGAGCAAGGCUAGGGCGAAGGAGGAGGAGCAGAGGCAGCAGGGAUAUGAUGACGACGAGCUAGCGGUGGAUGAUGAACUAUACCAGGGCCAACGGUACUGA
Geosmithia morbida is the source of this 4665-nucleotide messenger RNA. RefSeq lists its product as uncharacterized. Gene Ontology annotation, cellular component: membrane. Bases 1 to 4665 code for a protein of 1554 amino acids. The record is from RefSeq and is a predicted model, not a curated record. Lineage: Eukaryota; Fungi; Ascomycota; Sordariomycetes; Hypocreales; Bionectriaceae. The transcript has 3 exons.